CCCCCUCUCCCUCACCUCCUUCUCUGGCUCCACCCUUUUUCUCUCUUCCUCCCUCUCACAACCUUAACAAUCAACACCAAGCUACAACAACAGCAAGGAGGAGUACUUUGUGUUCGGAGAAUCUUCCAAACCCACGCAGAAGAGCAAUGGUGCCAUUGUCUCGCAGACUCUUCACUCUCACCGUUCUGCUUGCGGUGUUGUUUUCUGCUGCCUCCAACGCAGUCAAUGAAAGUGAGAUCACCAAACACAAGGCCACAGAAUCAAGGGAUGUGGUUGAGGAAGAGAAGUUGCGUGGUCAGAACUUGAAGAAUUCGUCCAUGGCAGAAAGGUUGGAGGAUGGUUUGAAUGAACAUGCAAUUGAUAAUCCAGAGGAGAUCGCUUCUAUGGUUGAUGAGAGCAUCCGCAAUUCGACGGCUCGAAGGAAUCUGAAUUUCUUCUCAUGCGGGACGGGGAACCCAAUCGAUGACUGCUGGCGGUGCGACAAGCGGUGGUACCUCCGGCGAAAGAAGCUCGCCAACUGCGGCAUCGGCUUCGGCCGCAACGCGAUCGGUGGGCGCGACGGCCGCUACUACGUGGUGACGAACCCGAACGACGACGACCCCGUGAACCCGAAACCGGGAACGCUCCGGCACGCCGUGAUUCAGGACCGACCCCUGUGGAUCGUGUUCAAGAGGGACAUGGUGAUCACGCUGAAGCAGGAGCUGAUAAUGAACAGCUUCAAGACCAUCGACGGGCGCGGCGUCAACGUCCACAUCGCCUACGGCGCGUGCAUAACCAUCCAGUUCAUCACCAACGUCAUCAUCCACGGCGUCCACAUUCACGACUGCAAGCCAACGGGCAACGCCAUGGUUCGCAGCUCCCCCUCCCACUACGGAUGGAGAACGCUCGCUGACGGGGAUGGCAUCUCCAUCUUUGGUUCAAGCCACAUUUGGAUCGACCAUAACUCCCUCUCCAGUUGCUCUGAUGGACUCGUCGACGCCAUUAUGGGCUCCACUGCCAUUACCAUCUCCAACAACUACUUCACCCACCACAACGAGGUCAUGCUUCUGGGUCACAGUGACUCUUAUGUCCGCGACAAGCAGAUGCAAGUGACCAUUGCUUACAACCAUUUUGGGGAGGGACUUAUCCAAAGAAUGCCCAGGUGCAGACACGGGUAUUUCCACGUGGUUAACAAUGAUUAUACCCACUGGGAAAUGUAUGCAAUUGGUGGCAGUGCUGAUCCCACAAUUAACAGCCAAGGCAACAGAUACCUUGCUCCUGUGAACCCUUUUGCCAAAGAGGUAACAAAGAGAGUAGACACGGGUGCAUCCGUAUGGAAAAGUUGGAAUUGGAGGUCUGAAGGAGACCUUUUGCUGAAUGGAGCCUAUUUCACCUCUUCGGGAGCAGGAGCUGCAGCGAGCUAUGCUAGAGCUUCAAGUUUGGGGGCGAAGUCAUCUUCUUUGGUUGGUACCCUUACCUCUGGAGCUGGUGUUCUAAACUGUCGCAGGGGUAACAUGUGUUAAUAUCAAACACACUACAACCAAAGGAAAACCCAAUUGAAACACCCGAAAAAAAUGAGGCAGAGAAAAGCAUAAAGAAAAAGGAAGAAAGAAAAGUUUUCAUUCUUUUUCCUCUUAUUAUUGCGUUGUUAUAGAUGUACUGAUUAGUUUGCACAUGCGGCAACUGUGAUUACAGCCGUUGUUUGUCUUCUGACUAGUUAGAUAUCUGGGGGGACAUUGUACAUUUUAUGUGAACUGUUAUCAAAUUGAUAACAGUGAUUGCUUGAAAGGCAUUUUUCAUAAGUGCCAGAGAGAUUUCCCUAUAAUUUUCCAAGGGAAACUAAGUCUAUUCUCUCUUCCCCUUAGUUUCUUUCUGUCUUCCCAUGUAUCCUCUAUUGUAUGGUCUUACUACUUACUACACCUUCAUUAUCUGUGUCCUUCAUUUAGUAAAACGGAAGGGGGGAUAAAAAGGAAUGUAUUACUCAAAUACUUGCUUGUCUAUUUGUUUAAAUCAGAAUAUUAUCAUCUUCUACUUA
This is a messenger RNA of Vigna radiata var. radiata (mung bean), 2014 nucleotides long. RefSeq names its product probable pectate lyase 8. The record is from RefSeq and is a predicted model, not a curated record. NCBI's taxonomy places the organism in Eukaryota, Viridiplantae, Streptophyta, Magnoliopsida, Fabales, Fabaceae. Gene Ontology annotation, molecular function: pectate lyase activity. The transcript is spliced from 7 exons. Bases 147 to 1502 code for a protein of 451 amino acids.